GUCAUAAUUGUCAUUGUUGUGUCAUGUGGUUUUCAUUUAAAGUGAAGUUCUCAAUUUUAAAAGGUAAUUAUGAGAAAUCAUUCAAUAAAAGUGCCCAGAUUGUAUAAAGUAUCUGCUCAAGUAGCUAAAGAAGUAAGCGAAGGAAUAGGAAGUAUUAAAAAUAUCGUUUACGAAAAACAGAAAAAACAUCCCAAUAUAAAAGCUAUAUACGCCCUAGUAACCACCCUCUUUCAAAAAUCUGAAGAAAUCGAAAUUUUAUUAAAGCGAUCCCAAUUAUUAAUUAAAGAAAUUAAAUUUGAUCCAUGGUUGGCAAAAAUUUUGAUAGUGGAACUUUUAUGGGGUAAAAAACACCUUCCAGGGCAAAGUAGACCCGAGAAUACAAUCCGAGCUUACGAACAAAUAUUUAAAGCGCAUUUAAGCGAUUCCGGGAGUAAAGAAAACGAUUUUAAAGAUAAGACAAAACCGAGGUACGUACGUGUUAAUACGUUAAAAUGCAGUUUAAACGAAGCAAUAGAAGGAUUUCGAGACGAAGGAUGGAUUUUAAGUCAAUAUUUAGAUAAAUCUAACUACGAGGGUUAUUUAGAAAAAAUUAAAUCUCUAAAUAACGACGAAUUCGUUAUAGAUAUACACGUAUCUAAUUUAUUAGUAUUUCCAUCCGGCACUGAAUUCUACAAACAUCCCGCUUAUAAAAAUGGUACAAUUAUCCUUCAAGAUAAAGCGAGUUGUUUACCCGUUCAAAUUUUAAAUCCGGUUCCUGGUAGUACCGUUCUGGAUAUGUGCGCGGCUCCUGGGAUGAAAACGACGCAUCUGGCGGCGGUUAUUAACGAUAAAGGGGCGGUAUACGCUACAGAGAUGAAUCAAAAACGAUUCGAAGUUUUAAAAACCAUCGUGUCCAGUUGCGGCGCCACCUGCGUUAAAACUAUCAAUAAGGACGUUUUGAGUUGUACCAAGGAGGAUUUUAAUGGCGUCGAAUAUAUUUUGGUGGAUCCCAGUUGUUCGGGAACAGGUAUGUGCGAUCGUACUGAGAAAACGGAAAUUUGUCCUUCUCGUUUGGCGAGGUUGUCGGGCUUCCAAAUAAAAAUUCUCAGACACGCUCUGACGAAAUUUCCGGAUGUCAAAAGGGCGGUGUAUUCCACUUGUUCUUUGUUACCGGAAGAAAACGAAGAAGUCGUCCGGCAGGUUUUGGAAACGAAUUACAAUUUCAAAUUGGUGCCGGUCGGCGGAUUAAUCGGGGAAAAUUGGAAAAAUUUCGGUUCCGACGAUUACGGAGAUUUGGGAAGGUUCUGUAUGUACGCGAAGCCCGAGGACGAUUGCACCAACGGAUUCUUCGUGGCGGUCUUCGAGAGGCUCGCCGAAGGCGAAGAAAAUCCGUUUUUCAAUACGAGGAUUUUCAAUUUCAAAAAACACGUCGAAGCCAACGAUAAAUGGAAAAUGAAGAAACAGAAGAAGAUGGAAAGGGAAAUUGACAACGAAAAUGGAAUAAUGGGAAAAAAAGAAGAAGAUGAAGAACGUUUUUUGGAUAAGAAACAGAACAAGAAGAAGAGAAAUUACGGAAAAAGUCCAGAAGACGCGAAUGUUGAAAAAGAAGAAGAAAAUUUGUACGCGAACGAAGCGAAACGUGGAAAAAAUAAGAAGAAAACUCCAAACGUGGCUGUAGAAGAUCGACAAGACCUAAAUAAUGUUUUAGAAUAUGAAGAAGAGAAAAACGUCGCCUGUCAUUCAGAUUUAUUCGAAAACACAAGAAAAAAGAAGAAGAAAACUCCAAACGUGGCUGUAGACGCUCAACCAGACCUAAAUAAUGAUUUAGAAAAAGAAGAAGGAAAAAAUAUCGUCGAUUCUUCAGAUUUAUCUAAAAAAAGAAAAAAAACGAAGAAGAAAACUCCAAACGUGACUGUAGACGAUCAACAAGACCUAAAUAAUGAUUUAGAAAAAGGAGAAGAUGAAAACGUUGCCGGAUCUUCCGGUUUGUCAGUGAAACGAAAAAAAAAAGAAGAACGAGAAAAAAGAAUUAAAUGAGGAAGGGAGCGAGAGAAAGAAGAAGAGGAAUGAAGAGAGUAGAGGGCUCGAGGAGGAGGUAGUCGUAGGUGGAAAGAAAAAAAAUAUUAACAGAAUAAAUGUAUAAUUAUUU
Messenger RNA from Diorhabda sublineata, 2128 nucleotides. It is a transcript of the gene Nsun5, whose product is annotated as 28S rRNA (cytosine-C(5))-methyltransferase. Gene Ontology annotation, molecular function: methyltransferase activity. NCBI's taxonomy places the organism in Eukaryota, Metazoa, Arthropoda, Insecta, Coleoptera, Chrysomelidae. Bases 70 to 2016 code for a protein of 648 amino acids. Gene Ontology annotation, cellular component: nucleolus. Gene Ontology annotation, biological process: rRNA base methylation. The transcript is spliced from 5 exons. The record is from RefSeq and is a predicted model, not a curated record.